UCCUUGUCUUUGACUGGAGACCAACGAGGAGAGAGAGGCGGACGAUAACAGCAUCCUUUGCUGUUAUUCAGCCAUCAACACCAUCUCAAAUGAACUGCUCGCAAAGAAAGACCUGAUCGUGCCUCCUGCUUUUUGCAGGGCAGAGAUACUGAUCAGUGUCUAAAACACUGCAUAUCCCCUUUUUUUUUUUCUUAUGAAAUUAUUUUUUCAUAGGCUCCUUUUUUUUUUAAUUUCAAGCUCUCUGUAAGCCUCAUCUCUUUCCACCAUGGUGCUAGGAAAGGUAAAGAGCUUCACAGUGAGCUACGACUGUCUCAAUGACAGCAAUGUCCCCGUCUUCUCCAGCGGGGACUGCGUCUCAGGGAGGGUGAUCAUCGAAGUCACCGGAGAGAUCCGCGUGAAAUCUCUCAAAAUCCACGCGAAAGGAUUUGCUAAAGUUCGUUGGACUGAAUCUAGAAACGCUGGAUCCAACACUGCCUACACGCAAAACUACACAGAAGAAGUGGAAUAUCUCAAUCACAAAGAUAUUUUAAUUGGGCACGAGAGAGACGAUGACAACUCGGAGGAAGGACUCACCACUAUCCAUUCAGGAAGACAUGAGUAUGCAUUCAGCCUCGAGCUUCCACAGACACCUCUGGCUACCUCUUUCGAAGGGAAGCAUGGCAGUGUGCGCUAUUGGGUAAAGGCAGAACUCCACAGGCCAUGGCUCCUGCCCAUGAAGACCAAGAAGGAAUUUACAGUUUUUGAGCACAUUGACAUCAACACUCCAUUAUUGCUGUCACCACAGGCCGGCACGAAAGACAAGACGCUUUGCUGUUGGUUCUGCACCUCAGGUCCUAUUUCCCUAAGUGCCAAAAUUGAAAGGAAGGGAUACACCCCAGGAGAGUCGAUCCAGAUCUUUGCUGAGAUUGAGAACUGCUCGUCCCGCAUGGUGGUGCCAAAGGCAGCCAUCUACCAGACCCAGACCUUCUAUGCCAAAGGGAAGAUGAAGGAGGUCAAGCAGCUGGUUGCCAACCUGCGCGGAGAGUCUCUGUCCUCGGGCAAAACGGAGACCUGGAGCGGCAAGAUGCUGAAGAUCCCACCCGUCUCGCCCUCCAUCCUGGACUGCAGCAUCAUCAGAGUGGAGUACUCCCUCAUGGUUUACGUGGACAUACCUGGGGCGAUAAACCUGUCCCUGAACCUGCCCCUGGUCAUCGGGACCAUCCCCCUCCACCCCUUCGGCUCCCGGACCUCCAGCGUCAGCAGCCAGUGCAGCAUGAGCUGGCUGGGCAUGGGGCUGCCUGAGAGGCCUGAAGCUCCUCCAAGCUAUGCAGAAAUUGUGACAGAAGAGCAGAGGCGGAGCAGUCUGGACGUCCCAGCAGCCCGCGAGGAGCUGGACGGACCUCUCUUCGCCUACAUUCACGAGUUCCGCUUCCAGCCUCCUCCUCUGUACUCUGAGAUCGAUCCUAAUCCAGAUCAUGCCAGACGCACAGAGGAGCGCCGGCUCGACGCCUGUCCAUCACGCUGAAGGGUAUUCCUGAAAUUCCCCCUGACCGACUUGGGGAUCUCUACAGAAACCUGCUUGCAAGGCUCAGCUUUGUUUAUUUUUCUCCAACAGCGACGUUCACACAACGCUGUUGCCAUCAAGAGAAAAACAAAGCAUCCAACCAACCAACAAAGACUUGGACAGUUGAGUUGGGUUGGACAAAUCUGUUCCUGCCUUCCCUCAGCGAGAGAAAUAGGAGUCACUAGUUUGGGGCAUCGCUUCCUUCCUGUGUCAGCCUGCUGAGGGAUGGAUGUAUACAGAUGAACACAUAUUCAGUCUGUGUGACUAAACCCCACUGGUAGCGAGAGCCCUGGCGAUACUAUUGACGAUGAAGAAUCAGCGAGCCUCAGCCUACCAAGCUCUUCUUUAACCCCUUGAUUAUUCUGUACUCAUGGCACAUAAGGACAUGGCUUCUCACACAAAGGGCAGGAGUAAUCAUGUCCCGACUUCAGCAGAAUCGCCUAAAGAAAACGGCACGAAGAGAGAAAAAUAACAACGUUCUAACCACCAUAUAGUCUGUAUGAAUGAGAGCAUUCAGCAGUCAACAACAGAGCAAAGACUAGGUCCUCCUGCCUCAUUUUUGGAUUUUUGUUUUGCACAUUUUAUUCUUUACUUGAGUUGUGUGGCUCUGUUUAAUGAGAACUGAAGAAAAAAAAAAAAUCACUAAUAGUUUGGUUCCAGCCUUGUAAUGCGCCAGACUAAGAAUAUGAGACUGCAGGCUUAACUUUUAAGACUUUUAUCUGCAUAUAACUUUGAGCAACGCUGAGAACAGGAUUUUGGAAAAAAGAAAAGAAAGAUUGACAAGGACAAGAACAAUGCACUGAAUUUGUUUUAAGAUAUUUCUUUUUCUCCUUAUGACAUUUCCUCAGUGACUUACAACGACUAGACUGGACUUUUACAAACAACUGCAGCACAUUAUCUCCAUCUGGAAGCUCUUUAAGAUGUUGCCUCCUCAGCUUGGAUCCACGUGUGGCUUCCCUCCUCUUCUAGUUUAGUUCUGUUGUUUUUGUAUUUAGCUCCAAUCGUAGAAUAGCUUUUAGCCUUUUUUGUGUUGAGGUUGCUCUGGAUUUGGACUAGGAGGGUUGCAGACCUGCAUUUGCCGCUCAAAUUGUAGCUGAGGAGAAAAGUGUGAGUCUGUGUGUGAGUGUGUGCAUGAUCGGAGAGGGUGGUACAUUGCGGAGGGACUCGCCUCACCCUAAUUACCUGCAGCCCCUCUACUCUUUAUCUCAGGGCAAGCCAGGCUUGCAUAACUGCCCAAAAAGCACUGUCUCAGGUGGUCGUCUCACUUGCCAAACGGUUGGAAAAAAAAGAGAAAAAAUGUUGGGUUUUUUUGUUUUAAAUUGCACUGUUAAAAAUAAUGACGUUUUUUUUUUUUUUUAAAACUACCAAAACGAGAGAAUAGACUGCAGAGAAGCAAGGCAGCUUUCUGAGAUUUAUCACAUUCCCUUUUUGUCCUGCUGCAUUUGCCCAGUUCAUCCAACAAACACUUAGAUUUUACCAGACCAGUGAAGCCAGAAUGCUCGCUAUAAAAAGAAAAGAAGGAAAAAGAGGAGUGACGCUGCUUCUGCGUUAAAGGAGCAAACCCAGCACAAAUGAAAAGCUGGGGACGUUGCUAAACCUCUGUUCAGACUGGUCAGAACAAGUAGUAGUAGGUUGACAUGAGUAAUACAUUGGUUUUCUAACUCAUUCAACACAAAAAGACCAGUUGCAACAGAGGUUUGACAUAGUCAGGAAAAAAAAAGAAAAGCAGCACCUUUUUGAUAAAAUAAUAAUAAUAAAAAAAAAAAGCAUUCAAUGGUGAAGGUCUGGAGAAAAACCAUUUGGUACUAACCAUGUUAUACUAGAGGAUUUUUCAGUAAAGCAGUGUUGUGUAGGACUUUAAUGCAUUAUUUAAUUUUUUUUUUAAGAUUAGUGACUUUUUUUUUAAAGUUUACAUUUUAGCUGACACAAGUUUGUAUGUGUUGUGUGCGUGUGUGUGUGCGUGUGUGUGCACGCUCUUAUCGAGAUCCAGCUGGCAACUAAAUAUACAGCUUCUGACAGUAAACGACAAGCUGCAGAUUAUUAAAGUGAUCUUAUCUUAGUGGCCUUGACACAGAAAAGACCUGAUCAUGAUUCUUCAUUUUUCAGUGUCUACGUUUAACUAUUGUUCUCCUUUUUAUUAUGUUUGUACAUAUCCGUAUGUUUUAGAUCUUUCCAUGUUUAUUCAUAAAAGGACAAAAAGGGAAGAGGAAAAAAAAAAAGUCCUUUUUUAGAAGCAAGUGUUUUAAAGAAAUGACAUCCUGGACAGGCCUCUCGAUUGUGUUAUUUUUCUGAAGCUGAUGAGGGUUGACUAUUAUUUUAUUUCCAUGUAUUUCUGGGCAUUGAUGUAGUUUGCUUCCUAGUUUAACAAGCGACGUUCCUGAGUUAGUCUAAUCGCCCUCAGGCCUGGGGGGGGCAGCUGUUGAUCAGCACCCUCCCCACCCUCUGAGAAACAUUUAGGUAACAUGGGAUAGCAGACAAACAGCUUCUUCCACAUUAAACUAUCCUGAUCUAUUUGUUUUUUGCAGUUCUUUGUUUGGAUUUUUAUCUUAGGGAAACUGAAUCGCGCUACACGGUAAUGAAUAAGCUUACAUAUUUGUUUCAGGUUGGUCAAUUCCAUAGUCCAUUUGCUUGGGCCGCAGAGUAGUCCAGUGUCAAAACUAAGCUAAACUCCUGACCUUAAUAAAAGGCAGGAACUGAAAUGUUCAGAGAUAAAGAACCUGGGAGACGGGAUCUGAAACAUUUUAGAAACAAAGUGCAAUAUCACUCACUGAAUUUUUCUUCAUUCUCCAUUUGUAUGUUUGUUUUGACCUUUUUCUGUCUGUCAAUCAUGACGAUGUAUAGAUAUUCUAUGAAUAUACUACGUUCUGAAUGGUUUAACCUUUUGUCUAGUUCUUCCUUUUGAUUUGAAUAAACGUUUUGUUCUAAAUUACAA
Molecule: messenger RNA, 4475 nt
Organism: Sebastes umbrosus (honeycomb rockfish)
Lineage: Eukaryota; Metazoa; Chordata; Actinopteri; Perciformes; Sebastidae
Gene: arrdc3a
Product: arrestin domain containing 3a
Exons: 8
Coding region: 266-1504 (412 amino acids)
Biological process (GO): protein transport
Cellular component (GO): cytoplasm
Source: RefSeq, a predicted model, not a curated record